Molecule: messenger RNA, 795 nt
Organism: Meyerozyma guilliermondii ATCC 6260
Lineage: Eukaryota; Fungi; Ascomycota; Pichiomycetes; Serinales; Debaryomycetaceae
Exons: 1
Coding region: 1-795 (264 amino acids)
Source: RefSeq, a predicted model, not a curated record
AUGUCAAAGUACCCCCAAACCCAGGAAUUGCCUCCGCUAGGUGCUCUUUGCCUUGAUUACACCGACGAUAUCCACCGGCCGCCGGGAGACCCAUUGAACCCAGAGUCGUUUGUUUUCCCAUUGGUUCACGAAAGAGUGAACAAUGCUACUGUGCGCAAUAUUGUGUUUUCUGGGGUGUUGGACGAAACCUUAAUUGACAACUUUGUUGAUGCUUGCAACAAACUAGAAGCGAAAGGUGCAAUUGGCGUUAUUACGUCCUGUGGAUUUCUCGCCCAGAUUCAGGACCGUUUAGCAUCCAAGAUCAAUAUCCCGCUAGCAUCGAGCAGCCUUUUACAAAUCCCUUCAGUAUUGGCAUUUUUACCUCCAAAUAAGAAAGUAGCCGUGCUCACUUUUGACGAAAAAGAAUUAGGAAAAUCCCACUUUGAUGGUGUAGGUCUCUCGGAAGCGAUGCAGAAGAGAAUUGUUGUCCAUGGCGCCAAAGAUGGGGGCGAAUUGAAGAAUAUUAUCAUUGAAGGUGGCCAGUAUGUCAUUGAAAGGUUUGAAGCGGAAAUGAUAGAAUUGGCAAAAAAGGCAGUUUCACAAGACAGUUCCAUAGGUGCUUUUGUUUUUGAAUGCACUCAGAUGCCUCCUACCUCGAAAGCUGUUCAGAAAGCAUUGGGGUUGCCGGUUUAUGAUGUUGUUACUAUGAUAGACUGGUUUUACAGCGGAUUGGUUUGCCGUACUUUUCCGGAGGAUUCAAAGAAGAAAGACGGGUUGAGAAUCAGGAAACGAAGUGCCAAGGAAAAGGACAGUUGA